This is a messenger RNA of Chelmon rostratus (copperband butterflyfish), 3040 nucleotides long. RefSeq names its product ubiquilin-1-like. Gene Ontology annotation, biological process: ubiquitin-dependent protein catabolic process. The transcript has 7 exons. Gene Ontology annotation, cellular component: cytosol. The record is from RefSeq and is a predicted model, not a curated record. Lineage: Eukaryota; Metazoa; Chordata; Actinopteri; Chaetodontiformes; Chaetodontidae. The coding region runs from base 12 to 1139 and encodes 375 amino acids. Gene Ontology annotation, molecular function: polyubiquitin modification-dependent protein binding.
AAGCAGGAAAAAUGGCGGAGAAAAACAGCUCGGACCAAACUGGGGAAACAAAUGUAGAUAAAAAUGCUACUCCCGGAGGAUCUAUGAUGAAGGUCACGGUCAAAACCCCUAAUGGAAAAGAAGAAAUUGCGAUUUCGGAGGAUUCUUCUGUCGCCCAGUUUAAACAGGAGGUAUCCAAAAAGUUUGAGGCCAAGCAGGAGCAGCUGGUGUUGAUAUUUGCUGGAAAGAUUCUGAAGGAUGGUGACACUUUAAACCAGCAUGGUAUCAAAGACGGGUUGACUGUUCACCUUGUUGUCAAGACGGCCCCAAAAUCAACAGGUGGCGGUACGUCUCAGACCAGUUCCAGUUCUGCAGCGCCUCAAAGUAGCAGCAGCAGCUCCAGCACCACUGUAGCAGACAGAACAGGAGGUGGCACGAGUCAGACACCGACACAACCUGCUAAUGCAAUGAGUGGACUCGGUGACCUGUCCGGCCUGUUAGGUCUGGGCAUGCGUUCCUCCAACUUAAUGGAGAUGCAGCAGCAGGUACAGAGUCAACUGAUGUCCAACCCACAGCUGCUGUCACAGAUCAUGGGGAACCCGCUGGUCCAGAACAUGAUGUCCAACCCAGACCUGAUGAGGCAGAUGUUUGCAGGCAAUCCUCAGAUGCAGCAGCUCAUGGAACAGAACCCGGGUGUCUCCCGCGUGUUCAACAACCCCGAACUUAUGAGACAGAUGCAGAAUCCUGAAACACUGUCCAUGCUGUCUAACCCCAGAGCCAUGCAGGCCCUCAUACAGAUCCAGCAGGGUCUGCAGACCUUACAGGCAGAAGUCCCAGGAUUCAUGUCCAGAUCUCCUGGAGGUUUUGCGGUUCCUCCAACUGCAGGGGGCAGCAUCCCUCCAGUGAACCCUCAUCCCCCUGGCAUGGCCACAGGAUCCAGUCUCCCCUCAGCCAGCAGUCCAACUCAGCAACAGCUCAUGCAACAGAUGUUACAGAUGUUUGCUGGUGGAGGGCCAUCACUUCAGACUCCGGAGGACCGUUUCCGGCAGCAGCUCGAGCAGCUCAACGCCAUGGGCUUCAUCAACCGCGAAGCCAACCUGCAGGCACUCAUCGCCACAGGAGGGGAUGUCAACGCCGCCAUUGAGAGACUGCUGGCCUAACUCACUCAGUCCAUGGGUUGAGGGUGGAAGACUGGGAGAGCUGGGGGCUGGCAUGGGAGAUUAAAAAAUAUAUAUAUAUAAAUAAGUGAGCACAGUCCUCCGUUACAUGCAAGUUUGACCUGACACCCAAAUAGAUCAGUGGAAUUCCAAUCACUUGCCAUCUCCUGUAAAUCACAGUAGGGAUGAACAGGGAGGCUGGGAAGUCAUAGUGGUAAAUGAGUUGGAAGGACGUUGCUGGUUUCUAACAGAAUUGAUCCUUUGCUUGAUGCUGUGGCUGCACAGCUGCUGUGAAAUGAUGCCAUGACUCUCACUGCCACUGAGUUACUCCUGCCAGUGCAUGAUGAUUUCUGACAUGAAAAGUGCUCAAUGACUGGAUGUCUACAUGAUGUUACCAAGGAACUAACUUUUUUCUGUUUUACUUAUUUUCACGUUAUUUAAUAUGAACAGAUUGCAUUCAGGUGGUUAGAUGAAGAGCUUUGAAUAGGUAGGCUGAAUGGUGCUCUCUGUCUGGAGAACCAGCUUGUUUUUACAUGUUUUUUUCACCCCUUUGCCUGGUUGACUGGUAAUUAUUGAACUUAUCUCCUCACUGAAAUUUUCUCCGUGACAGGUUCUGCUCUGUAUUCCUCUUGCUUCUCUGAACUAUACUGAAUCUCAUUGGUAUGGCACUGCUGGCUAAAUGUCUGAGGAGGAGGACAAAGUUUUCUGGUUGUUGGACCAAGGCUAUAAUGAGUGUGGAUGAGAGUUGGACAGUGUGACAUUUUAUAGAGUGAGAGGAUAGAGACUUUUCACCUGGUAGAGAUUUUACAAUGUUGAGCUAGAUAUCCCUUUGAUAUCUCUGGUUGUAUUGCCAGCAGUGAUGUUGAAAUUACAGGAUUUUCCUCAAGUACAUUUGUCACGUUUUUCAUUCACAAAAUUAGCCGAGGAAAAACAGAAAUUACAUCUGAUUGUUUUAAUCUAAUUUGUUCUCCAGUGAAAGUGCCACAAUCACAGUGUCGCCUUAAAAAUCACAUAAACCUUACAAUGGAUUUUAUUCUAAUCACCAUGUGAUUUCACUGUUCUUGAACAGGUUUGGUUCAAGCUGAUUUCCUGUCGACUAACAGUGUAAAAGUAAACAAACAAGUAAACUUGGACCAAUUUAGAUUUUUUUUGUUCUAACCUAUUAAACUGUAUAUUAAGUGUCAGGGCUCUGAUGAUCAUCAGAUUGAUUAAUUGUGGUUAAAGAUGAAAAGCCGUUUGAGAACUGUUUUGAAGGUGAUCCCAGAUAAGUUAAACCCCUUCACAAUAAGUGGACUGCAUUUCUAUAGUGCUUUUCUCACCUUACUGACCACUUAACUAUGGGGAGAAAUGAAGGGUUCAGUGUCUUGCCCAAGGGCACUUUGACAUGUAGUUUGCAAGGUUUAGGGAUCGAACCAUUGAGCUGCAGCUGCCUAUCACUGUUGUGAAGUUCCAUACAAGCAGUAGUGCCUAAACAUUGUGUUGGGUUCUGCAGUAUACGUAUUGCUAAAUGACCUGUGAAAUCAUUGUAUGUCUACCCACGAACAGAUAAAUUCAGUUCAGUUCAGUCAAUUAUUUGCAGUGUGUCUCUUGUCUAUUCCUAAGUCUGUGUGAAAUUUUUACUUUGGCAAUGCAAUUUGUCAUCUGUAUUAUGUUGAAUUUAAUCCUCAAUUGAAUCCUCAUAUUGAUUGCUGCCUCCAGUGAUAUCUGAAAGGUCUUACAAUGAUGUUACUCCUACUAAAAAAUUAAAAUUGAAAUGAUGUCUUUGUCACUGACAGUCAUCUGUAUAGUAAUUAAGUAAAUGUAGCAAUGCAACAAAUAUUAUUCCAGGAACUGUAAAAGUCUGUAUUGUGCCUUUAUCAAAUGUAAGUACAGUUAUUUAAAGUAAAAUUCCCUAUUUGUUAUUG